AACGCAAAGCGCCAAAGCUUUGCGAGCGUGGUCAGCCUCGAUCAUCGAUCGCUGCUGCAUACGAUACUACCGAGAAACAGAGGCGGAGCCAAAGACAGACGACCUGCUGAAGCCGGAGUGAGGCGUCUUCUCCCUGCAGGCUGCACUGCAUGACUGACGGAGCAAGACCAGAGACGGAGAGCGCGCGGGGUCGAGGUCGAAGCUCUCAGCAGCUCCGCGCCGCCGAUGACCAUCAUCUUCUUCCCUUCCGCUCGCACAGGUUACAGCAGGCAGCCGGCCGGUCCGGUCGAAGCUCGAUGCAUAAAGAGAGAGCAGCCGGUCGGCGCCGGGCGUACGUUGGCCUGAUGAAGCAACAAGCACGGCCAACACUGCUGCCGGGAUCUUGCAUGCAUUCGUCGGAUCCACCGGACUAGCUUGUGCGCGAGUAACAAUUGCUAAACAAGGAACCAAUGAGUGAGCAGGCAGCGGCGACGGCUUCUGGACAGGAUGGUAACAUCACGGAACCACUGAGUGAGCUCGAUGUGGCAGCGGCGCCAGUUUCUGGAGAUCAGGAUGGUGCUGGCAAGGAACCAGUACUGAGUGAGCUCGAUGUGAUAAACUACCUUGGCGGUUGGAUCGACAACAAAGACGACGCAAGCCUACCUAAGUUCGUCCACCACAUUGACCUGUACGCGUGUCCCCCCUGGGAAGCCGUCCAAGGCCUCAAGCCCGCGCUUAGGGCCACCAGGUAUGGGGGAGGAGGGGAAGAAGCCUGGUUCGUCGUCAGCGAGGACGGAGAGCGGCUGCUGCUUGGGCGCAAGGUUGGAGAAGCAGGCACGUGGCACCUGGAGAGAGCCGACCGGCCUGUCCUUAGCGCUGACGGCAAGUCCGUGGGGAGCAAGACAAGCUUCUCAUAUAAAAAGUCACCUGUAAAGGGAGGUAAAGCAAUAAGCACUGGGUGGAUAAACAUGCAGUACUCGCUCGGGAAUGACAAAAAGGGACCCGUCAUUAGCAUGAUCUACAGGUCCAGUCACGAUUAUGCUGCAAAAACAUCGACCGUGGCAGCUGUCUCCGUCGGCCAAACCUCCAAGCCAGCAAGGCCGAGGGCUGCGGCUGCGCAGAAGCGCAAGGCCGUUGCUCUGGCUGUGGCGGAGGAUUCGCAGGACGGGGAAAAUACAGGUAGCGCUGCUACUCGACUCAGCUGCCUCACUCACACCAUCGUCCAUGACUUACUCGUGCAGGCUGCAGGGAAGGCGGUUCACUGCGACGACUUGAAAGAAGCUUGCCAAAUCCAAGAGUUCGUCGCUGCUAAAGCCAUUUAUCUCACGAUGACUCAUGAUCUUGGGUUGGAUAUUUCCAUCGUUUCAGAUGCAUUCAGUCGGUUGGACGUGCUUAUUAAAAAUGUCGUGAUGACAAAAGAGUUGACUGAUAGCGCGCGACAUCUCCUUUUUCGUUUGUGCAACCGCAUGUCUACAACAAUUCUGUCUGACUAUUUAAAUGAGCUCCCCAAAAGAGUACUCCGGGAAAUGAUGGUGCAAUCAGCACUUCCAGUGACUUUCACCGCGGCCUCCAGCUCAGGCGUGAAGAGACUCCGUCAGGAAAAGACGGGCAUGUGCCCCAUUACUCUAGAGGAAACCGAUGGCCAUUUCAUGUCCGAAGAUUAUCCCGUCCGAGGUGACAAGGCCGCCGAGGAUUACACCAAAAUCUUCGCCGCCGAUAUGCUUAACGGCGACGAAAUUUCACCCAUCGGAGGCGGCGCACAUGAUGGGUUCCUCUUCGACAUACCUGAAGGUGAAGGUGGUGACUCGGCCGGGUUUGCCGAUAUGCCAGGUGUUGGCGACAAUCUGGAGGUGCUUGUUGGAGCCCACGAGUUUCCCGCCAGUUUUGCAGCUCCUCAAGUUGCCGGGCAGCAGGGACCUGAAGCUGGCAUGGUGGCGGAGCCCGCCAGUGCACCUUGCCGUGUUCUGGAGGAAACCGACCUUCACCAGUUCGCUCUCAAGGACAGUGCCCGCAGAUCUCUCGUCGGAGCCGGGGAUUCGGCCACUGAUGCAUUUCGCCACUACGACUUCAGUGCGAACAACAACGCCGAUGGCGCAUUUGACUACUCCAACUUCAACAACGACGCUGCGGGUUCGACUGGCUUUGUCGUUCGUGCCUUUGACUACCCCAACUUCAACAACGGUGCCGGGGGGUCGGCCGCUCGUGCCUUUGAGUACCCCGACACCGGCGCCGCUGGUUCGACUGGCUUGGCUGCUGGUGGCAGUGAGCGUCAGGUUCACGACGACCGCUCAAUGGACAUUGAUGAUGAAUCAGACAACUUCGACUGGGUUGGUCUCCUCAACCAGGUUCGAAGCUGAGGACUUGGACUUCAAUGCCCUUCAAGACAUCGACCUCGACUUCGCCUUACAGUUUAAUGAGUAUCUUGUAGCUGCUUCAAGACAUUGAUGAGUAUCUAGCUAGCUAGUAGUGCCUGAGUUUUGAUGAUUGUUUUUGUUCCAUGACUUGUCCUCCUAUGCAUCUAUCGUUGCAUGGUUUUUUAGGCAGUCACUUAUUGCUCAAUUUCUUCAUUAGUUCUGUAAUAGAAAGUUGACAGCAAGUUGCAAGUCAACUUUCUUGGGGGCUCCUGCCCCCUCAUUCUGAAGUAGGUCUCUCUCUCCUUGUGGAAAAACUACUCAGUUUAUAUAGAGGCAUUUUUUAGAUGAUUGAUACAGCAGAGGUUUUGGCAUCG
This is a messenger RNA of Brachypodium distachyon (stiff brome), 2707 nucleotides long. RefSeq lists its product as uncharacterized. Gene Ontology annotation, cellular component: chloroplast stroma. Gene Ontology annotation, biological process: regulation of DNA-templated transcription. Lineage: Eukaryota; Viridiplantae; Streptophyta; Magnoliopsida; Poales; Poaceae. Gene Ontology annotation, molecular function: DNA binding. Bases 450 to 2336 code for a protein of 628 amino acids. The record is from RefSeq and is a predicted model, not a curated record. The transcript has 8 exons.